AAGUAUAUAUAGGGGUUAAAAUGUUUUAUUUGUGUAUAGUGUAUACCGUUGGGUCUAUCGAAGACCGUCAAAAUGCUGCCGUUUUUAUUGGUUCUUAUUGCUGCCCAGAGCGCCUUAGCUGCUCCAUCUGCCAGCGUCUCCUUCUAUAACGCCAACCAGAUAGAUUCACCAGUUGACAAUGGAAAUCUCGUGAACAGGUACGUCAUCUCCGGACCCUUCGACUAUUUGGAUGUUUCCGACAUCCCCCUCUACUCCAACAUGAUGCUCCAGAUCCUUGGUGACCUGAGUAUUGUCCCUGAUUCCGUUGCUCAAACCUCCGCAGUCAUCCAGACCAUAGCCACCUUGGGUGAACUCACAAACGGCAUCCCUGGGGAUUCUUGUGAAGCUGCUGGCCUGAUCAACGCCUUCGCAUAUGCCUCCAGCUCUGGAAACAACGCCGGACUAGCACAAGCUCUCGCAAACUUCGUCCAACGUCUGUCCAACAAUAUCGACUCAAUCACCCAACUUAUUGUCAACCCAAGCUCAGCACGUUACUCCGCUGGUCCUCGUGGUAAUUGUCUUGGUGGAGGAAGAACUUAUCAAUUCGAGGAAGCAUGGGACGCCAUCCUGAGUAACUCAUCGCCAGCAGCGAGCUCCCUCUUGAACGAAGAGUACUGCGUUGCUAGACGUAUGUACAACGCGUUCAAUAUCAGAAGCAACAAUGUUGGUGCCGCAGUGACCGCUACCAACAUCCCACAAGUUGUUCAAGUGGCUCAAUAUGCUGUCCAAUAUUUGACUAAUUUCUUAAGAGUCGUCGCUUCUGGAUCUAACCCAUCGCAAGCCGGAGCUGCAGCUAAGUCCGCCCUCGCGCAAGGUCUAGCCAAGGUGAAAUGCUGAGACCACAACUACACAUUUCUCUAUUUCUACACAAAAUUUAAAAAUUGCAAAUGCUUAUCUUCAAUGAUGAACUUUCUGUAAUAUAAUUAAAAAAGUCAUGAUUAAAUAUUUAAUUAUCUAUUUCCGACAGAGCUACUUUGAUAGAAUGUUAUGCCUAAAUAUUUUAAAUAAAAUAUGUAAAUAUUGUAUUAUAAGAAAAGUAUGAUAUCGUAUAAAUACAGUUUAUAUAUAUGAA
Leptidea sinapis is the source of this 1111-nucleotide messenger RNA. RefSeq names its product fibroin light chain-like (gene Fib-l). The transcript is spliced from 7 exons. The coding region runs from base 73 to 876 and encodes 267 amino acids. Gene Ontology annotation, cellular component: extracellular region. The record is from RefSeq and is a predicted model, not a curated record. Lineage: Eukaryota; Metazoa; Arthropoda; Insecta; Lepidoptera; Pieridae.